This is a messenger RNA of Ceratotherium simum simum (southern white rhinoceros), 790 nucleotides long. Lineage: Eukaryota; Metazoa; Chordata; Mammalia; Perissodactyla; Rhinocerotidae. The record is from RefSeq and is a predicted model, not a curated record.
AUGAAGAAAUUGUUGCGUAUUGAAAACAUUCUUAAACGCUUUUUACACUUAGAAAACAUCUCAGAUUUACAUUUUUUUUUAACUACCCCCUUCAACCCCUCUCUAUUCACCACCGCCUUUAUUUUUGAUUGGCAGUAUCAUCCAGACAGACAAAGUGCAGAUGCGCCAGCAGGAGCAGUGGAGGAGUGUGUACAGAAGUUCAUCGAGAUUGAGCAGGCGUGGAAAAUUCUAGGGAACGAGGAGACCAAAAAGGAGUAUGACCUGCUGCGACAUGAAGAUCAUCUAAGAAAUAUGGGACCAGUAGAUGCUCAAGUAUAUCUUGAAGAAAUGUCUUGGAAUGAAGAUGAUCACUCUUUUUCUCUGAGUUGCCGAUGUGGUGGAAAAUACCGUGUUUCCAAGGACGAAGCAGAAGAAGUUACCCUGAUUUCUUGUGAUACAUGUUCACUAAUUAUAGAACUCCUUCAUUAUAGCUGAAAUUGUUCACUAAAUGGAAGCCUUUAACUGUAUAUUCAGACACAUAGAGGAGAGUUCAUUCCAACUUUGUCCUUUCAAGCAAAUGUAUAAAGCUGAAAAAAAAGAGGUAGGAUUCUUUUUUUGUCAGCUCUGUUAUUUGCAGAGAAAAUAGAAGGUGGUCGAGCAAAGGCCACCCCAGACUAAUAGAAAACUAAUUUAGUUAUUUAUAUGUAUUUAUGUUUACAGAUCACCAAAUAAGGGGACUUGAAUUAUAAAUUAUAUUUAGUGAAUUCCCAUCUGAGAGCUUUAUUAUUGGUUCAUUUUCUCCUUGGUACAA